Messenger RNA from Lodderomyces oxycetoniae, 843 nucleotides. RefSeq lists its product as uncharacterized. Gene Ontology annotation, molecular function: nucleic acid binding. The record is from RefSeq and is a predicted model, not a curated record. Gene Ontology annotation, cellular component: kinetochore. The transcript has a single exon. NCBI's taxonomy places the organism in Eukaryota, Fungi, Ascomycota, Pichiomycetes, Serinales, Debaryomycetaceae. The coding region runs from base 1 to 843 and encodes 280 amino acids.
AUGGUUAUCAAAGAGACUAACCCCUUUGAUGAAUCUGAUAGUGAUGAUGAGGAUUGCAACUUGAAGAAAAGUGUCGCUUUCAAGAAGAAGCCGUUUACCCCCGUUUCGACGAGUUGUUUGGAACAAGUUUCAGAGCAUUUACAUAGGUGCUCAUUUCAAGUCGAGGAGAAAGAAGACUAUAAAGACUAUAAUAGCUAUGAUGAGUAUGAGAUCUUGGGCAGCGGUAAUGAUGAAGACAUUGAAGCAAACUGUAUGGAUAAAUCCUUGUUUGAAACAAGCCCUCACUCCAUAGGAUUCAAAAUAAUGCGCAAAUUUGGCUUUACAGUUGGUGAUUCUUUAGGAUUGCAUUCAAAUUCAAAUGCACUAAAAGAACCAUUGGGAGUUGAUCAACUAUCCGGCUACCGGCGACGAGGGCUAGGUAUGCACGUGGGCAUGGCUGAUCUUGCCGAUUGGGAUAUUGAAGAGCGGAAAAUGGAAAGGAUCAACUUGGCAAAGAAAAAUGCUAAUUUACUAGAUAUUUCUAAUAAAAUGAAGUUGUGCUUUGAGCUUAGUGGCGAAUUUGAAGAGUUUCUUGAUCACGGAGACUUGAACAAUAUCAAUCCUCUAUGGCGACCUUAUGCCGAGUUCUACAAGUCACUAAAAAAUCCCAGUCAUAGCAAGUCAAAGAAAACAUUUGCAAAUUUUUGUAGAUACACAAGGGCCCGUAAUGACAGCUUGGAUAAGUAUCUAAGAGAUAUCCAUCGUUAUUGUUGGUAUUGUUGUUAUUAUUUGGAGUCGCAAGAUGACCAUUUGCAAGAUUGCCCUUUAAAAACAGAUGAUGAAACCAAAUCUGCGUGUCUGUAA